Parastagonospora nodorum SN15 is the source of this 1176-nucleotide messenger RNA. RefSeq lists its product as hypothetical. Gene Ontology annotation, molecular function: oxidoreductase activity, acting on paired donors, with incorporation or reduction of molecular oxygen; monooxygenase activity; heme binding. The transcript has 2 exons. Bases 1 to 1176 code for a protein of 391 amino acids. Lineage: Eukaryota; Fungi; Ascomycota; Dothideomycetes; Pleosporales; Phaeosphaeriaceae. The record is from RefSeq and is a predicted model, not a curated record.
AUGUUUGACCUCGAAUCAUACUGCAUCGUGCGCGACUUGCAGCGAGACAGCAAAGGCAGCGCCUUGGAAGUCAGUAUCCGGCCGUACAUUCAGCGUUAUGCACUCAACACUACGCUCACUUUGUGCUACGGUAUCCGCAUGGAUGCGGUUUAUGAUGACUUGCUUCGCGAGAUUCUACACGUCGGCUCGGCCAUUUCACUGCUACGAUCCGCCUCUGAGAACUAUCAAGACUACAUUCCCAUCCUGCGCUACCUACCUAACAAUGAGAAGAACCGGCGAUCGAAAGAACUCAGAGAAAGAAGAGACAAGUAUCUGAACGAGCUACUGGACAAGGUGCGCAACAUGAUCGACAAAGGCACCGAGAAGCCAUGCAUCAGCGCCGCCAUCCUCAAAGACGAAGAGACACGACUUACUGGCGUCGAAGUGAGCUCCAUCUGUCUUUCACUAGUGUCAGGCGGUUUCGAAACGAUUCCAGGCACUCUUGUGUCUUGCAUUGGCUCAUUGUCGACUCCAGAGGGUCAAAAAUACCAAGAGACUGCAUAUCAGGAAAUUUCAAAGGUCUAUCCGGACCUUGAAGAUGCUUGGUCCAGGGAAUUUGAAAAGGAGAAUGUGCCGUACCUGAAUGCCAUCGUAAAAGAAGCAGGUCGAUACUAUACCGUGAGCAACAUGAGUCUUCCGCGCAAGACGAUGAGUGAUGUUAGAUGGGGCGAGGCUAUUAUACCAAAGGGUACAAUGGUCUUGAUCAAUGCGCAGGCAGGAAAUCAUGACGUCGACUAUUGGGGUCCCGACGCAGGCACAUUCAACCCCGAACGCUGGCUUGAGCCUCCACACCCUUCCAGCAUCCCGUCUAUCUUCACCGAAAAGCCUACCUCGAGCACAUCCCACCUCUCAUUCGGAGCUGGAUCACGCUCGUGUCCUGGUGCAGCCAUUGCCAGCAAGCUCAUCAGCGCCGCGCUCUUCCGCAUACUGUCGCUCUACAAGAUCGAAGCAAGUAGUACUGAACCGCCAAAUACAGACUACGUGGAAUAUAAUGCCAUCAAGAGUGCGCUAGUGGCAAUACCCAGAGACUUCAAGAUCAAGCUUACACCAAGAGAUGAGACGGGUGAUCUUGCAAGAGAAGUAUUGAGAAUGGGUGAGGAGAGAACGAAGAACUUUUACAAAGAAAAAGCAGCGUAG